GAAAGCGAAACGCGGGCGAGAUAAGGAGGGCGGGUGGGGGUACAGGGGGUUCCAUUUUUGUUCAAUUUUAUUUGUUUCCGAUCGAAUAAUCAUCCGACGACGGAUUGUUUUGCUACUCCAUGGAAUCUAAACCCGUUUCUGACGCCGACAACGAUGCUCGGAUGGUAGGCUCUGAUUUUGAGGCGGCGGAAACCCUCGCCGGACUGGCCGCCGUGGUUGGAGGAGAAUCGAGGUCGACUUCCGCCGCUUAUCGAUCUCAGGAUCAAGCCAUAGCUGUCCAACAGUUUUGUGGAAAUACAUCUACUGUGGUUACAGGUGUUUUAGAAACUAAUGAAACUGUUAGUAUUGUACCCAGUCAGCCGUGCAGUACAAGUUAUCCAUCAAACUCUACCUGCAAAUCGAGACCAGGUUUGACGAAGGCCGAGAAGGAAGCGCGAAGGAUUCGUCGUGUCUUAGCAAAUAGAGAAUCUGCCCGGCAAACUAUUCGUCGCAGACAGGCAACAUACUUAGAGUUUACCAAGAAAGCAGCUGAUCUCACUCAGGAGAAUGAAAGUCUGAAGAAGGAAAAGGAAUUGGCGAUGAAGGAGUACAAGUCUUUGAAAGAUAGAAAUGCAGAUCUCAAAAUUGAGCUGUCUAAAUUGAAAAAACCCGAGCCAAAAGAAGCGCAAGAAGAGCCAAAGUCGACUUGCGGAGAAAGAGUUAGCUCCGCCACUAUGAGCGCCCCAUUCCUUCCGUAUAACCACCACCCGGUUUUCGUUCCCUUCCUCUUGCCCUCGGUUGUUCCAUCUUCAAAUGUUUUCCCGUUUCCAUAUAGCGACGCACCAUCUAUUCAAGACGGACAAAGAAUUUUCUCGGCCACGACUGGAUCGGGUAGCCCGAUGUUUGUCCUACCAGUACCUUGCCUGCUUCCCUGUCUCGGCCAUGGGAGUACACUUCACUCCUGCUCUGAUACCAACCGGACACCACCGAGCAAAAACCAGUCGACUCAUCAAUGCAGUGUAGCUCUAUCUUACCAGUCAUCAUCCUCCCGAAACACAGCCGCGGACACAUCUAAUUCGACAAAAGCUGUCUCAGCCGGGAGUGGCGAUCAGUACGGCAAAGCCCAUCAUCAUCGAAGUCGUCGUCUUGGUACUGCCCUAGAUCUCAAUCUCAGACCUGGCAGAAAUUCCGCGGGGGAUGGCACCAAUGAUCCAUCAUCGAAGAUGGAUCGAGAGAGAGGCGUCUGCCACCACAAGAAAGUGGAGGAUGUCGUCGCGGCAACCAAUGCCCGGAAGAGAAGGAAGGAACUGAUGACGCUGAAGAACGUCCGGCUCCCUCACCAUCAUCCCGGUUGGCAAAACAGCCCUGACUUUUGAGGACUAAUAUGCAGUGACCUAGCCAGCCAGCCAACACGCCAAGUAGCCGGAAUCUUGAACCUUGUCGGAGCUGCCUACAGUCGUCGGCGCGCGCGAGAGCAGUCCC
Messenger RNA from Andrographis paniculata, 1461 nucleotides. RefSeq lists its product as uncharacterized. The coding region runs from base 120 to 1355 and encodes 411 amino acids. Gene Ontology annotation, biological process: regulation of DNA-templated transcription. NCBI's taxonomy places the organism in Eukaryota, Viridiplantae, Streptophyta, Magnoliopsida, Lamiales, Acanthaceae. Gene Ontology annotation, cellular component: nucleus. Gene Ontology annotation, molecular function: sequence-specific DNA binding; DNA-binding transcription factor activity. The record is from RefSeq and is a predicted model, not a curated record. The transcript is spliced from 7 exons.